Molecule: messenger RNA, 1629 nt
Organism: Catharus ustulatus (Swainson's thrush)
Lineage: Eukaryota; Metazoa; Chordata; Aves; Passeriformes; Turdidae
Product: serine/threonine-protein kinase PAK 3-like
Exons: 14
Coding region: 1-1629 (542 amino acids)
Biological process (GO): intracellular signal transduction; regulation of axonogenesis; protein phosphorylation
Cellular component (GO): cytoplasm
Molecular function (GO): protein serine/threonine kinase activity; ATP binding
Source: RefSeq, a predicted model, not a curated record
AUGUGCCAUGGGAAGCUCCCAGAGGUGCACCUCACUUGGGCCAGGCUCCUUGGAAAUGCCACAGCAGUGCAGCAGCAGGAUGAUGUGUAUGCAGUGGAUGUGGUGCUUUCCAUUUUUCCAUAUUUGCAUCAAUUCUACUCUUUUUUUGGCCUGUGUCCCACCUCGUUCUACAGCAACCAGGUGGUGUCUGGUGCUGACUUGAGCAGCACUGUGCCAGCCAUGGAGAGAGUGUGUGCUGCAGUUUGCACGGCUUUUUCCGUGGCUUACUCUGGCUACUUCUUCACCCACCUGGCACGUCACAUUGCCCGUACCUGGAGACAAUCCGGUCCUUGGAGCCCAAAAGCAAGCUGCGAGCCUCCUCUGGCUGCGUGCCUUGCUGAGGAAGAGGCUGAAGGGGAGGAAGAUGGCCAGCAAGCUGCAGCUGCUGCCACUGCGGAGCCUCAGCAUCCAGCAUCAAGCGCAAGGGCAGCACCAGCACCUGCUCUGGCUGCCUGUGUAGGCGAGGCAGAGGCUGAAGAGGAUGAAGGUGCCAAUGAAGCUGCCCCUGCUGUCAGCCCGUGGCCUGAGCAGCCAGCAUCAAGCUCCGCCUCCUGUCUCGAGGCACCUGCACGAGCUGCAGCUGCAGGCUCUGAAGAAGCCUGCAGCGCCCGAGCUGGAAACCCAAGCACCAGCAGCUCGGCUACCUGGAGCACAAGUAGUUCCUCUGGCAGCACAGAGCAUCUGCCAGAGAGGACCGAGGACGAGUGGCUGGCCAUGCUGAGGAUGCUGGUGAGCGAAGGCGAUCCAGAGGCUAAAUACACAGACCUGGAAACAAUUGGCAAAGGGGGUUUCGGCACUGUGAGUACGGCAGUGGACACUGCCACAGGAGAAGAGGUGGCCAUAAAGAUAAUCGAUCUCCUGCAAGAGAGCAGCAAUGAGCUAUGCGUGAAGGAAAUCCAGGUCAUGCGUGACAAUAAGAACGCCAACCUAGUGACCUAUGUAGACAGCUACCUGGUACACGAGGAACUCUGGCUCGUGAUGGAAUACAUGGACGGAGGUUCCUUACACGACAUCAUCAGGGAAGCCAGGAUGGUAGAAGGAGAGAUAGCAGUUGUCUCUCGGGAGUGCCUGCAAGGCCUGGAUUUCCUUCACUGCAAGCAAAUCAUCCACCGAGAUAUCAAAAGCCACAACAUUCUCCUGGGCUUGGAUGGAUCUGUCAAGUUGGCUGAUUUUGGACUCGCUGCUCAGCUGACGGCUGAGCAGAGCAAACGGAGAUCAGCUGUCGGCACUACUUACUGGAUGGCGCCAGAAAUUUUCAGCAGGAAGCCCUACGGUCCCAAAGUGGACAUCUGGUCCUUUGGCAUCGUGGGCAUGGAGAUGGUGGAAGGAGCGCCUCCUUACCUGAUGAAAAGCUCCCACACGGUUCGACAGCUGAUAAGCACCGGGGGCAGCCCGAAACUGCAGAAGCCCAGGCAGCAGUCCGCUUGGCUGCGAGACUUUCUGCACUGCUGCCUGGAGACAGAUGAGGACAGGCGCUGGUCUGCCCAGGAACUUCUGCAGCACCCGUUUGUAAGAUCAGCCAAGCCGACCUCCAGCCUGACGCCUCUGAUCGUGGCAGUGCGGCAGUGUAUGGCCCAGAGGGAAUACUAG